Orbicella faveolata is the source of this 559-nucleotide messenger RNA. RefSeq names its product EGF-like repeat and discoidin I-like domain-containing protein 3. The record is from RefSeq and is a predicted model, not a curated record. Lineage: Eukaryota; Metazoa; Cnidaria; Anthozoa; Scleractinia; Merulinidae.
AUGUUUUGUUUUUCCGCACAGGUUGACUUUCUUAAGGCGGUUAUUAUCGUAAGAGUAGCGACACAGGGUAGGCAGGACUAUAGGCAAUGGGUCACACAUUACUACCUGAGAUACGCGCUGGACGGAAUUCACUUCGUCGACUACAAGCAAAAACACGGGAGAAAGUAUUUCCCAGGAAACCGAGAUCAGAACACUGUGAAAUCAUACCCGCUGGUGCCAAAUAUCAAAACAAGGUACAUUCGUAUCAUGCCUUGGCACUGGUAUGGACACAUCUCCAUGCGAGCAGAGUUCUACGGAUGCUUUGCAGGUUGGUGGGAAGUAAAGAAAUAGAGAUACUACGAUUAUCAGUUGAAACGGAGCUAGUUGCUCGUAACAACAACAUGAUUUGAACGUUAAAACCUGGUCACCAAACGUCUGUCGCGCCUUGUUCAGCUGAUAAUCGUAGUAUAUUGUACUCAUUAUAGGCCAGUUUAUAGUUGUGUUCUCAGUGACUUGACCUAUGAAUGCAAACGAGGUUGGAGGUAAUCCUGCUUUGAUACAAACCUCUCUGCUUUUCUUA